AUGCUUCAUUUCUACUGCACGCACAACAUCACCCCUACAGUGAUCCCAGCGAGUUGCACGAGCCAGAUUCAACCCCUUGACGUUAGCAUCAACCGGUGCUUCAAGGCUGCUGUGCGAGCUCGCUCCGGCAGGUGGUUCAUGCGUGAAGGGAUUCACAUGAAGACGAAGAAGGGGAACCUGCAAAGGCCUCCGCACCCCGUGGUGCUGCAGUGGAUCGCGGAGGCAUGGGAUCAAGUCCCCAAGCAGGUUAUCAUUGACGUGUUCCGUCACUGUGGGAUUUCAAGCAAGCUGGACGGGAUGGAGAACCACCUGGUGAUGUCUCACCUGCGCGCCAAGACCACUGUCAAUGUCUCCAAGGACAUGAGCCUCGGGGGAACCAUAGGCGACAACACGCGCCUGCUUGGGCAAGCGCCAGAGGAGGAGGAGGAGGAGGAGGAGGAGGAGGAGGAGGAGGAGGAGGAGGAGGAGGAGGAGGAAGAGGAGGAGGAGGAGGAGGAGGAGGAGGAGGAGGAGGAGGAGGAGGAGAUGCAGGCGGAGGGCAUGAGGGAGGUGGUCGUGGAAACUGGCCUGGAGGUGCUGUACCAGGAGACUCCCAACUAUCGCGGAGCGGCGGCUGAGGGUGACCGCAUGAUCGAGCCAAGGGAGACGGGUAGGCAUGCCUGGCGAGUGCCAGUCCUGAGUGUUAGGGAGCCUGGUAUUAGUGCAAGUGAGGACGUCGUGACUGAGGAGGGCUAA
Molecule: messenger RNA, 735 nt
Organism: Closterium sp. NIES-65
Lineage: Eukaryota; Viridiplantae; Streptophyta; Zygnematophyceae; Desmidiales; Closteriaceae
Source: the annotation of a GenBank genome assembly